Drosophila sechellia is the source of this 2495-nucleotide messenger RNA. RefSeq names its product allantoinase. Gene Ontology annotation, cellular component: cytoplasm. NCBI's taxonomy places the organism in Eukaryota, Metazoa, Arthropoda, Insecta, Diptera, Drosophilidae. The coding region runs from base 648 to 2105 and encodes 485 amino acids. The record is from RefSeq and is a predicted model, not a curated record. Gene Ontology annotation, molecular function: zinc ion binding; allantoinase activity; cobalt ion binding. Gene Ontology annotation, biological process: purine nucleobase catabolic process; allantoin catabolic process. The transcript has 4 exons.
UUUGCUAAGCUCCCACUGGGUGGCGCCACCAAUUAAAAUAUUUUGCACAAUUUAAACAAACACAAAAUAAAUCCGACAAGCUAAAAAAAAAAAAUAAUACACAAACGUUUGAAAGUUGUGCACAGCACUUUAAUAAAGUUCGGCACACGUAACGCCCAGCAAAAAGAAAACACACGCACAGAUCAAAAAAUAAACACAGUGGGUGGAUGGGCGCGUUUAGAUUUUCAUUAAGCAGAUUUUGGCCUUUUCCGCUGUGGGUCAACAAAGUUUUUACGUUUUUGUUUUUCUUCUCUACCACCUUUCCACAGAAUGCAAGUCCUAAUUUACAAAAAAAAAAAAUUAAAUUAAAAAUUCUAGAAAAUUUUUAUCUUAAUAAACCAUGGGUGUAGUGGCGCCACCUACAUAUAUAGAAUGUUAUUUCAGCUUUCUGCUCACUUACUGCUUUAUAAUACCCCAAAAAUAACAUACAUAUAUGUGUAAUAUAUUAAGCGCACGUUCAGUCCGAUAUACCCAACUUCACGAACAGGGUAUGCUUCGAAGAAUUGCUCUCUUCCGCAGAAGGCGCUCCCAUGAUCUCCGAAAAUAGACGAAUAUGUAGACUAGACCAACUGAAGAAGGAACUCGCUCAGUAGUCAGCUGCUUUUAGAAUGGAUCUGUUGUUUCUCAGCCGGCGAAUUUUCCUGGGCGAUGGCAGCGAGAAUGCCCUGAUCCAUGGCGGCAUCAUCGUGGACACAGAGGGCAUUAUACGAAGGGUGCUACGUUCACCGCAGGAGGUCAACACCUAUUUGUACAACACAGAAUCCGAAUCGGUUUACGAUUUCGGGGACCUGGUACUGAUGCCGGGUCUGAUUGAUCCCAAUGUCCAUAUCAACGAGCCGGGUCGCAAGGACUGGGAGGGUUUCGCAACUGCCACCAAGGCGGCGGCCGCUGGUGGCUUCACCACAAUCAUCGACCGACCCACCAAUGCCCAACCACCCACCGUUAGUGUCGCCCAUCUCAAGGCCAAAACGUCGACGGCCCGUGGAAAGAUCUACGUAGACGUGGGUUUUUGGGGCGGACUAGUGCCCGGAAACGGUGAUCAGCUGGCUCCGCUUUUGGGUGCCGGUGUCAUGGGUCUGCUGUGCACAUUGUGCGAUCCCGCGGCGCCCGUCUCUCAGGAAUUUCCCGCCGUAAACGAAUCUCAGCUGGAGGAGGCUCUUUCACAGUUGGACAAGGAUCAGGCUGAAGGGGAAGCAGUCGUAGCGGUGCACGCCGAGCUGCCGCUGACCACAGAAAUCCAUCCCGACGAGGAGGCGCCCAGGGAGUACGGCACUUUCCUGGUGACCCGCCCAGCCCAAAUGGAGAUCUCCGCGACGCAGUUGCUCUGCCGGCUGGCGGUUCGGCACCCGCGGCGCUGCAUACACAUCCUCAACUGCAGCAGCGGCGAGAGUCUGCCGCUGGUGGAGGAGUGUCGCCGGCAGGGCGGGAAUCUAACGGUGGACACCUGUCCGCAUUACCUGGCCCUGGCGGCCGAGGAUGUGCCCGAUUGCGGCACGGAGUUCAAGACCUGGCCACCGAUUCGAGAGCGUCGCAAUCAGGAGCGAUUGUGGCAGGCUCUGAGGCUGGGCGGAGCCAUCCGGAUGAUUGGCAGUGAUCACUCGCCGGCGACGCCGGGCACACGCGCUCUCACCUGCGGAAGGGGGCGUGGCAACUUUCUGAAGGCGUGGCCGGGCAUUAACUCGCUGCAACUCAGCCUGCCGGUUGUUUGGACAGCGGCCAAUCGGCGAGGACCCUCCAACCUGACCAUCGCGGACAUCCAUCGUCUGAUGUGCCAGGAGCCGGCGAAUCUGUGCGGCUUGUCCGCCUCCAAGGGCCGCAUUGCCGAGGGCUACGAUGCCGACUUCUGUGUGUGGAGUCCCGACGAGGAGUUCACCGUGGGCCCGGAGCUGCUCUACACGGCGACGAAGGCCACACCGUACGCGGGUCAAAGGUUGCGGGGCGUGGUGCAUGCCACGGUGGUGCGGGGCCUGCAUGUCUACCAGCAGUUCGAGGGCUUCGGCCAGCCCCUGGGCAAGGUGCUGCUCCGGAGGAGCACUCGAAAGCUGGUCAAGUUCGUGAGCAUGUGAGGGAUGAGAUGGCAGGGUUGGCAGGGAUUGGGAUGAAGUUGACGGAAGUAGUUGGUGGAUGGGAGGUAAACUUUGUUAAUUAAAAUCAUUAAGCGAUUGGGCUGUGUUCGUUGAUAUUCCGUCGUCACCUUCCUAUCCUAAAGAUACUCUAUCCCCGGUGUAUAGCUCUUUUCUGGCAAAUUAUUCAAAAAUUAGCACUGCAUCUUUGGAUUGGGCUUCAUUUCAUCCGCCCACCAUGCAAUUAAUUGAAGAGGUUUCACAUUAGAAUUUAUAAAUACCAAUAAUUGUGGGCUUAAAAACAUAAUAAGUGGCUAGCAAAUCCCUUGAAUUUUCAUCUCGAAAUAAGCGCCGACAAUUUGCACAAUAAAUGUUAUUCUAAUAAUAGCGAAA